AUGGAACAAGACGAUUUUGAUUCCAUGUUUAACGAUAUUGAUGAUGAGGAUGUGUUUAAUACAGAUACUCGUUCUUCAGCAGCAUCAACUUCAGACCCAGAAACAAGUCGCGAUAGAGCUACAACUAUAACAACGCCAGUGAGCAUCGCAAAAAAUAAAACUCGAAACUUUUCCACACCACGACGGUCAGCCAAGACUCUUAACCAAACAACUUUUUCUGGUGACUUUUCAAUGAUGCUGGGCCAUCAGCCAGGAACUAUGCGGCCUCCUGCGCGAGUACACAAGCCUGUGGAUCUAAGUGCCGUGAUACCUGCGCCUGGGACUAAAACAACUAGUUUUACAUCUCCAACCAUUGAGUCCUUACGAGCCAACGACAAGGAAUGGCCCACUCAUCAUGAACUUAACCCAGAAAAUUUGGAUACCUACAUAUACCCUACAAACCUUGAUAUUCGUGAAUACCAGUAUAAUAUUGUCAAGACCGCGUUAUUUGCAAACGUUUUGUGUGCGCUACCAACAGGUCUUGGUAAGACAUAUAUCGCGUCAACAGUUAUGCUAAAUUAUUUUCGAUGGACUAAACAUGCCAAAAUUAUAUUUAUGGCACCAACUCGGCCACUUGUUUCUCAACAGCUCGAAGCGUGUUUGGGAAUUACAGGAAUUCCAGCGACACAGGCUAGUAUUCUUAUGGGAACGGUUCAUAAAAAAGAUAGACAAAUUGAAUGGGAAAAUAAACGUGUUUUUUUUGCAACUCCACAGACUGUUGAAAAUGAUUUAAAACUUGGAAUUUUAGAUCCAAAAAGUAUUGCGUGUUUGGUUGUUGAUGAAGCUCAUCGAUCAACAGGCCAUCAAGCAUAUGCUGAGGUAGUUCGAUUUAUCUCAAGGUUCAACAAUUCUUUCCGAGUUUUAGCGUUAACUGCAACACCGGGAUCUACAAUAGAAAGUGUCCAAGAAGUUAUUACAAAUCUUAACAUUUCACGCGUUGAAAUCCGCACUGAAGACAGCAUGGAUAUUGUACCUUAUAUUCACAAGAAAAACAUUGAAAAAACAGUUUUAGACUUUUCUCCUGAACAAAAGGAAAUUUUAGAGGAAAUUUGCAGUGUGGCCCAGCCUCUAAUAAAUGAACUUCGCAAUGCAACUGGGGUUUUCCUUAACGGCGCAGAAAGCUUAACACUUUAUGGCGUCAAUCUUGCACGGAGAAGUUAUAUGGCUUCACCGGCAGCCCGAGGAAACAUGCAGACGCGUGGUCGAGCACAGGCAAUUUUCGGUAUUUUAACAUCUUUAGGAUAUGCUAUUCAGCGGCUCAAGUUACAUGGCGUUGUUCCUUUUUAUCAUUUGAUGCAGAAACUACAUGACCAAGGGAAAAGUUCUAAGAGCAAGUAUCUCCAUCGUGUUCUCAAUAGCCCUGGAUUCAACAAAAGUUGUAAGAUAGCGCACACAAAUAUGAUGCGCGAAAAUAAUCUUGUAAACCCGUUUUUUGGACACCCCAAAAUGGAACGCUUGGUUUAUAUUCUCAAGGACUAUUUCACAUCUAUAGAAUUUAAGGAGUCUUCGCGUAUCAUCAUUUUUGCCAUGUAUCGUGAUACAACAGCUGAGAUACAACGGAUGUUAAGUUUGCAUGUAAACCAGUGCCAUUCGCAUAUAUUUGUUGGUCAAUCAACAAAAUCCAGUGGUGAAACUGGGUCCAAAACCAAAAACAGCACAAAUAACACUUUGAAUAGCACGAAUCUUAUGAAUUUGGAGGAAACAUAUAAUGUUGGAAUGACUCAAAAAGAGCAGCAAAAGGUAAUUGCUGAGUUUAAACAAGGCAAAUUCAAUACUUUGAUUGCCACAUCUAUUGGCGAGGAGGGUCUUGAUAUUGGUGAAGUUGACAUGAUUAUAUGUUUUGAUGCUUCUGCAAGUCCAAUCAAAGUGCUCCAACGAAUGGGCAGAACAGGUCGUAAGCGGAGUGGCACGGUUCACAUGCUGAUGACUGAAGGUGAGAAAAAGAAGUAUGAAAUGUCUAUAGACAAUUACAAGACUAUUCAAAGCUCAAUUGCGGGGACAUCACGCAUGGGCGAUUUGGAGUAUUGUGAAACAAAUAGGAUCAUUCCGCUGGCACAUAACCCUAUAUGUGUUGAGCAAAAAAUUGAUAUUCCUCAGGAAAAUAAUGAGAUGCUUCAGUCUGAAGAUGUCUUAAAAGAGAUGGAGAUGACACAACGCCGCAUGAAAACCAAGCGUACUGCGGUCAGAAAAAAAUCCACCAAAAUUGUGAAGAAGUUUAACAUGCCAGACAAUGUGGAAACUGGAUUUGUUAGCGCUAGCAAUCUGAUGGGAUUGAAACCUAAAUCAUCAGAGUCGAUGGAUUCUGAUAGUUCUGAGGAUCUAUUUGCAACACCGCCGACGAGAGAAAAUAUGGAAAAGAAGUCAAUGACGUCGUCCUUGGUGGAGUUGCAAAUGGAUCCUUCACCUGCACUUGCACCUGCACCUGCACCUGCACCUGCACCUGCACCUGCAUCUGCAUCUGCACCAGUGCCUGCUGCAGUUCCCGCGAAGAUAACGAAAACAAGUCGAGGGAAAAUAGUUUUUUAUGAUGCCAAACGAGAUGGCCCUGACUAUGGGUUGUUACCUGCUGACAUUGAAAGUCAUGUUUUAAAGGCUUUACAAGAGAUUCACAACCACACUGCAGCCUCGAAUGAUAGUGAAUUUAGGCAAUUAUUUCCUCAGUUUUUAGGAAAAAGUGGUGUUAGUAAGAGGUCUUUGACACGAGCCGAGUCUGUUGUUUAUCCUGAGAGCAGUCGGCCGCUGCCACGUAUUGCGACUCGACCAAGAAGUGUGGUUCUUGCAGAUUCAGCAAAGAAAAUUGAUGCGAGUACAACGCUUGAAUUGGAGCUUGCAUAUGAUGAGUAUUUGCGCCACGAGUGUGGUAAGGAUAGUUCAGAGACAAAAGAUGCGCUACAGAGAGUUGUUGCGGGUAAUGGGAUGAAGAGUAGUCGGGCUAGAGCAGAACGACAGAGUGUUACCGGGAAUGGUUUUAAAGAAAAUGGUUUGGAGAAGGAACGUGACGCGUUGGCGACGCGUGGCGCUAACAAAUCUAACACAUUGGGUACUAGUGGUGGUGGUAUCAGUGGUUCACCAUCAGAUAAAACACGCAUUGCUACCAAAAAAAGUGGGGUUGUGGAGGAGGCGGUUUCUUGCAUAACCAGGUUACCCCCAUCUACGGAUAAAAAUAUCUGCGACAAGAGCAGCAACAGUGUUAGUAACAGCUUAACUAGUGACAUUGAAAAUAGUAUGAGCAGCACUCAAAAACCAAAGGGAAGCGACAACAGCGGGCCUGUUUAUCUAAGCAUUGAUGAUUCCGAUGGAUCGGAUGUGCAGAUUGAUGAGGUUGCUUCUGGGCCGGUGAAAAAGACUGGAGGAGCUUUUGGGGAUUUUUCUGAUAAUAAUAAGCGGGGCGGGACUUCGCGGACGCCUUUAAAUGGAACCAAAUCAGUACUUAGUGGCCAAUAUUUUGGCUCUGGAAUGGGUAAAUCUCCAUUAGCUAGAAGAAAUGCUGGUACUAGUGUAUCUUCUUUUACCUCACCUACAAUUGCUUCUACUAGCAGUUCUACAGAAACGCCUGUACGGCCUCAGUUGAGUGUGACUAACAAGUAUUCAUCACGGGGUAGGAUUAGGGGAGGAUUUGGAGGAAAUGAGGAAGGGGAGGAACAGCAAAAUCGGAUUGGUGGUGGUAUACAGAGGACGCCUUCAGCACAUGGUGGUCGGGGUAAGGUCCAGGUUACACGAAGAGGUAGAAGAGCUACAGGGAGUAACAGGGGGGAUAAUGAUUUGAAUUACGAGGAACGUGAUAGUAUUCGAAUUAGUCAGACUGAUGUUGAAGAGGAGGUGGGUUAUGAUUAUGAGUCCGAUUUGGAUGGGUUUAUUGUUGAUGAUGAAAUUGAACAAGAAGAGGAGGAAGAGGAGGAAGAAGAGGAAGAAGAAGAAGAGGAAGAGGAUGAAGAAGGAGAAGAAGAAAAGAAAAGAGCCAAGAGAAGGAACCAAAGGUUAUCUGAAAGUGGAAGAAGGAAAAGAAGAAGCAGUCAUGGAAGUAGGAGUAAAAAGCCACGUCUGAGUAUUGGACUAGACAAGCCUUUGGAGAUUAGUGAUGAUGAUGAUGAUGAUGAUGAUGAUGAUGAUAUUAUUGAAGAGAUUCAAGAGAUCCAAGAGAUGGAGCAAGGUAGGACUGAUCGAAACCCCAAGAAACGGCGGCGACUAGUACAGAGGAAAUAG
This is a messenger RNA of Magnusiomyces paraingens, 4242 nucleotides long. RefSeq lists its product as uncharacterized. The record is from RefSeq and is a predicted model, not a curated record. The transcript is spliced from 2 exons. The coding region runs from base 1 to 4242 and encodes 1413 amino acids. Gene Ontology annotation, molecular function: 3'-5' DNA helicase activity; four-way junction DNA binding; ATP binding. Lineage: Eukaryota; Fungi; Ascomycota; Dipodascomycetes; Dipodascales; Dipodascaceae. Gene Ontology annotation, biological process: replication fork reversal; double-strand break repair via synthesis-dependent strand annealing; interstrand cross-link repair.